Messenger RNA from Suillus clintonianus, 1695 nucleotides. RefSeq names its product RING-5 domain-containing protein. The record is from RefSeq and is a predicted model, not a curated record. The transcript is spliced from 7 exons. Bases 1 to 1695 code for a protein of 564 amino acids. Gene Ontology annotation, cellular component: ubiquitin ligase complex; cytoplasm. Gene Ontology annotation, molecular function: ubiquitin conjugating enzyme binding; ubiquitin protein ligase activity; zinc ion binding. Gene Ontology annotation, biological process: ubiquitin-dependent protein catabolic process; positive regulation of proteasomal ubiquitin-dependent protein catabolic process; protein polyubiquitination. NCBI's taxonomy places the organism in Eukaryota, Fungi, Basidiomycota, Agaricomycetes, Boletales, Suillaceae.
AUGUCUUCUGACUACGACUACUCAGACGACGAAGAUGCAUUCUAUGAUGAUGAUGAGGAUAUGAUCAGCACAGGUGACGAUGGUUCAGCACCCAGUGAUGAUGACAUGGACAUGGAGUUCGCGGACGACUUUAAAGUCCCUCAGCAUUCACCUCGAAAGGCGUAUGAAAUUGAACAUGAGUCACUUUCCCAGCAAGCGGUAGAGAAGCUCUCGGCUUCUGAUGUGGACCACAUAUCAAGCAUAUUCGGCGUCGAUGAGAGUACGGCUUCCUUAUUGCUGCGUUACAUGAAUUGGAAUAAGGAACGCCUCAUCGAGAAGUAUAUGGAUAAUGCAUCCUCCGUUUCUGUCGCAGCUGGUGUAUCCACCCCUUCCCGUGCCUCUCCCUCCGUAACCGGUCCUGCACCCAUCCGCUCAUCGGGCAGCCGCCGCAGAACAAUGCGGCAGACACCAGGUAUGUCAUCCGCAACCGAUACAUCUAACUCACAUUACCUUGAGUAUCCAGUUCUCAAGGCCGAACCUUUGGUUUGCCCCAUUUGCUUCGACGACUCUCAGACGUCAUUCCUCACUCUAUCAUGCGACCAUUCCUUCUGUGCAGGCUGCUGGACGGCAUACAUGACCUCCAAGAUUCGCGAGGAGGGCGAGCAUGCUAUCCGUUGCAUGGCUGAAGGCUGUGCACUCGUCGCACCUGACCACUUCAUUAUAUCUACUUUAGCAACUUCUGGUGAGGAUGAGGAUGGGCGGACACGGGAGCGAUUCCAGGAAUUGCUCGUCCGGCACUUUGUUGGUGCCAACCCGCACCUGAAAUAUUGUCCUUACCCAUCGUGCACCUACACCGUCUCGUGCCCUUCUGCUUCCUCCCGUUCAUCCCUCACAACUAUGGUGCCAACCGUUAGUUGCGGUGCAAAUCAUAAGUUCUGCUUUGGGUGCUCUGUCGACAGCGACCAUCGCCCAGUUAUUUGUCCCGUCGCCAAGAUGUGGUUGAAGAAGUGUAGGGAUGACAGCGAAACCGCAAAUUGGAUCAAGAGUAACACAAAGGAGUGUAGUAAGUGCCAGAGUACUAUAGAGAAGAAUGGUGGUUGCAACCACAUGACUUGCAAGAAAUGCAAGCAUGAAUUUUGCUGGGUGUGCAUGGGCCCCUGGUCUGAACACGGCACAGCAUGGUACUCGUGCAAUCGAUACGACGAGAAGGCCGGUGUGGACGCACGUGAUGCGCAAUCUAGGUCCCGUGCUUCCCUAGAGCGCUACCUCCAUUACUACAACCGGUGGGCGAAUCACGAACAGUCCGCAAAACUAUCUGUCGAGAUGUACAACAAGACCGAGAAGAAGAUGGAAGAGAUGCAGAUAACGUCCUCGCUCACGUGGAUCGAGGUUCAAUUCAUGAAGCGCGCUGUAGAAGAGGCAGAACGAUGCCGCGCGACGCUAAAAUGGACGUACGCAAUGGCAUUUUAUCUGGACAAGGGAAAUGAGAAAGAGUUGUUCGAGGACAACCAGAGGGACUUGGAAAAAGCGGUCGAGGAUUUAUCGGAGCUGCUUGAAUCGCCGAUUGAUCCAGAAGCCAUCUCGACCUUGCGGCAGAAGGUGACUGAUAAGACGGUCUAUGUCGCGAAACGCAACGAGAUCCUGUUGGAGGACACUUCUAACGGUUUCGCGGAAGGGCGCUGGAAGUGGAAUAUGGCGGUAGAGGGGUUUGAUUAG